AUGUCCUAUUUUGGACUGCCCCUCGAGGUUCUCCUCAACGUCCUUGACCAGCUUGUUGGAUUUCCUGACGGCCGCCAACCCAUCUUCGAUGCCUCAAACCCCAUCACCAAAACUCUGCGAGCACUCACUUUAACAUCCCGUACUAUCUACCCAAUUGCGUCGAGAUAUCUCUACAGCCACUGUCUCUACCUUGGUGACUGCGUUGGCUAUUCAUGUCUCCGGAGAACGCUAGGCCUGGACCUUGGAAACCAUCCACAGUCGCUACCUUAUGGUCAAGCUGGACGAAACGACAGAUUGUGGCACGACGCCAACAUCCAUCGGUACAUCACGUCGGUUUUUAUCUCUCCGAUGAGACUCGAAUGUAGUGAUUCGACGCCCGUGGUCCGACUACCACAGAUCUUAGACCUCUGCGAUACAAUUGGAUCGAGAUUAAAACGACUAGUAUUGGACAUACAGCCCGUACACUUCCCACACAACGAGGACGCGCACCUGAGGUACUAUUGGGGCGGGCAAAACGUCUUUUUACAAAUGCCGAACCUGGAGGAACUAGUCGUAAGCUACGACGUGAUGGACUAUUUUCCACUACCGCCGCCGAAUUUGAAGAGACUCACUAUCACAACACAAGACCUCCACGAUGCAGCAAUGAGGUUCUGCUUCUCCGUCUCCACCCUGAAGACCCUCAUCCUGCUCCGCCCAAUAGAACUAAGCGCCGCCGACAUCGAUAGCCUAUUCACUGCCUACAAGGGCCUGAAGCUAGAUGUCAUCUUUGUAGCCGUCAACUCGAAUCAUCGCACCCCAAAGGACACCAGAAACUGGACUGACGGCGACACAGUCACGAUCUGGGAAGCUGACGUUCCUACUAGUUUCUACGGCGACGACGACGAUCUCGCCUUGUGUGAUAGUUGGAUAUGGAGUCAUGCUGUCCAAGGCACGCUUUGGACUCGGAAGUGUAGACGCAUGGCUUCGUGGUCGGAGGUGCAGAGGAGACUCGCUGGGCCUGUUCAUUAUAUCGUGGAUGACACGUAA
This is a messenger RNA of Ascochyta rabiei, 1026 nucleotides long. RefSeq lists its product as uncharacterized. The transcript has a single exon. The record is from RefSeq and is a predicted model, not a curated record. The coding region runs from base 1 to 1026 and encodes 341 amino acids. NCBI's taxonomy places the organism in Eukaryota, Fungi, Ascomycota, Dothideomycetes, Pleosporales, Didymellaceae.